Messenger RNA from Klebsormidium nitens, 1982 nucleotides. The record is from the annotation of a GenBank genome assembly. NCBI's taxonomy places the organism in Eukaryota, Viridiplantae, Streptophyta, Klebsormidiophyceae, Klebsormidiales, Klebsormidiaceae.
CAAAAAUAUCAGACAUUAGUGGAUUCAGGAGCGGCAUGCAUGACACAUAGGUGUGCUACUAAUCAAGCGCUACUUUGCGUGUUGUAGGUUUUUGCCCGCCAAAUCAGAUGACAUUGUUGCAGGGAGCGGAUAUACGACGACCAGCCGUUCGGGGUUCUUCCGGGCCCAAUCUGCAACAGAAGUUCGAUAUUCAAGACGAGUCCCACUUACAGAUUCACUCAAAUACCAUAUUUCCAAGGUUGGGUGCAACCGAUGUCCUGGCGAAAAUGGCACCCAAAGCAACUGUUCCGUCAUACCUCUUGUCAACACCGAACGACGAUACACCGGAGCCUACGCCUAUCGCGAUCGAGAAAAUACUUCAUUAUGAAACUUACAAUGAUGAGUACCUCAACAUCCAGAUCACUGGCCCAAUCCACAAUGAAUGGGACAAACCCACAGUAAUCAAUUAUUUCUUUCAAGACCUCUUUUAUGAUUCUCGGGGGAAGAUUGGAGGCUAGAAGCGAGCACCGUGGAUUUGGAAGCAUGGCGGAGCCCGUGUCUGGACGUCGUGGUGGGACAUUCCCAUACCGGCCGCGAAGCCCGGUUGGUUCGUAGACGUGCGGUUUCCCCCGGGUGCAAUCAACGUGACGACAUACUUGAUGGAACGGCUUCCGGCAGGCACUGAAGUAUAUGCGGUGCCAAAGCCAAAAUAUGUCAACGAUAAGGAAUUCUGGGCGAGCGUGGAGAGCCCACAGGUAUUCAGUAUGUGCGACUCAGCAUCCCUGUAUUACCCUCAUUUCGAGAGCUUGAAGAAUUGGGCCCAAGAUAUCGAUGUUGAACUUUUCCCGUCUGAGUGGGAGUCCGCGGAAGGCGAGAAGCACAAAGGAUUUAUUAUUAUGGGGGCAGACAAGACUUCGGUCAGCAAGGUACUUUCGAAUCUGAAAUAUCUCACCUCAUACGUUGUGGCCGGCGCAUCAAGUGGAAGCCUUCGACGGAUUUGGAGCGACGACUACAGAACCGAGGACUCAAGAAUUCCAGGCGUGCCACAAGCCGUCAUCAAUGACAAGAACGCGACAUCAUGAAGCAGUAUUUAUAUGACCUUCCGACAAGAGACAGUGCAGCAAUAUUUAUGAACUUACAGUGAAACAAGAGACAGUGCUUCGAGUCCCAGAAAGGGUGCAAAAAUCAGACUUUGGUGAGCAGAGAUUUGGAAAUCAAACCUUACACAGUUCAGAGCCGCAGGAUUGUGGAGUCACCUCAUUUGGACGGUGCACCCGUUGCUUCGUGACUUGGCCUUACGAUUUCGACUGUCGCAAGGUACCGUAGUGUUUGAGCCGCAAUCUACCUAGGAUUCAACCCAUCGCAGCAGUAACCAGACAAACUUUCUGAUCGGAGUGUCCUUUCUUGUGCUAGAACUUCUUGUCCGAGCUUCCAGUGGUUAAAAAGGGUCGUCGGUGAGGUCUGUACAUUUGCGUCUACUUUGUUAGGUUCGUGUCAACAGGCCGUAGGGAAUCGUCUGCUUUGAGCUAGAUAGUACAAUUCUAGCUCAACUCCGGAGUUAGACAAACUUUCUGAUCGGGAUCUUGUGCUAGAACUUCCUGUCCGAGCUUCCGAUAGGAAAAAAGGGUCGUCGGUGAGGUCUGGACGUUUGCGUCCACUUUCUUAGGUUCAUGUCAAUGUCCAUAGGGAACCGUCUGAUUUGAGCUAGAUAGUACAAUUCGAGCUCAUUCCGGACUAAUAGACACUUUUUUUGAUUGGUAGUGGCCUUUUUUGUGCUAGAACUUCUUGUCCGAGCUUCCACUGGGUAAUAGGGUCGUCGGUGAGGUCUGUACAUUUGCGUCCACUUUGUUAGAUUCAUGUCAAGUGGCCAUUGCGAACCGUCUGAUUUGAAUUAGAUAGCACAAUUCUAGCUCAACUCCGGAUCUAGUUAGACAGAAUUUCUGAUCGGAGUGGCCUUUUCUGUCCUAGAACUUCUUGUUUGAGUUUCCGGUAGUUGAAACGGG